UCGACCACUUCGUCACGUUGCAGCAAUAGUGAUGCUAGCUACAGUUAGAUAAAUCUUAGCCAAUCGCAGUUCACCGAGCUGUCGAAAGAAGGGUAUAAAACGGCUCGCAUUUUGAAGGGGAGCAUCACUCCGGAAUAUAUAGCACUGGAAAGCGAGCGAUGCAGGAUCAUAGGACUACCAAAAUGCAUUGUGCUGCCUUGUUCUUGGUAUCUGCUUUCGCUAUGGCCGUGCAAGGUGUACCAUCGGCUAGGACAUUUGGCUCAUCACAGCAUCCUAGUCACAGCGUUCCUGCGCACCAUCACGCCAUUCACGGGCACCAGGUUCUCGUUGAAGACGGCUCUUUCGUCUCUGCUCUCGUCUGCCAAGUUGUCAAGGUUCCUGUUGGCCAGUCCGGUGCGCAGACAGCCAUGCCGCCCCACAACGUCCCGGCCUCUGCUGCAGCCGGUUCCCAGCCGGUUGUGGCUUCUUCGGUCAUCUCCUCAUCGCAGGACGCCUUGUCUAAUCUUAGGUCCAGCGUCAAGACGGCCGUAGAAAAACUUGUCGACCCUGUUGUCGAAGCCUUGCAGAACGCCUCGAUGUGGCUCAACCGUACGUCGCAGCUUCACCUCAACCAAUCCCACCAACACCCUGCUCACCACUCGCACCAGCAUGGCAGCCAAGUUCACCACGCCGCCAUGCACGCGAUUGACAAGCACCACGAGCAUCAACACAUGCAUGGUGGCCAAGUCGACAACCACGCGGCGCAUGGUCAAGCCCCCAAUCACCAGGUUCACCCUAUUCACGGUCAUGGUACCCAGCACAUGAUUCCACACUCGCCUGUGCCAAUGACCAUCGUAUCCGUUCCUGUCCUGGUUCCCGCUGUGCAUGCCGGCUCUUUUCCCUUCGUGAAUCUGUCUGCCGUUGUUCCUGCCGGCGUCGACAUGGCCUCUCUGCAGUUCUCCAACCCCGGGCGGGAUAACACCACAUCGUCCUUUGCCGUUGCUGCCGAAUCUGUCGCUGCUACCACCCACCCUGCAUCAACGCCCGCAAAUAGCGGCCUCGUCGGCCGCACUGGUGCUCCACCCACUGCGCCAGGCACAGACGCCUCGGAUGCUCUGUCGUCGGACGUGCACACGUCUACAGCAGCUUCCGACAUUGCCACGCUUUCGGUUGGGUCUGAAAACACUGACGCCUUGGCCAGACAGUUUCCGCCUCCUGUGGUCCACCGCCCAGUAUGUCCUUACGAUUGUGUGCCACCGGAACGACGGCGGUAACACCUGCCACGUUGCGGUUUCUCACGGCGGCAACAAGCCUUCACCGGUCUGUAGCUAGCGGGGCGAUACAGCCGUCAUUAGUGCUCCGGUUGCUUCGAAGAAAAUUCUUUUAUAUAUGUAUUUGUCGUUGUGGCAGAAGACAUUUAGCAUGUGUAUUUUGCGUUGACAAGCGCUGCAUGUAUAUGUGACAAUAAAGCGGCAUAUUUUAUCUAUA
This is a messenger RNA of Dermacentor albipictus, 1467 nucleotides long. RefSeq lists its product as uncharacterized. Lineage: Eukaryota; Metazoa; Arthropoda; Arachnida; Ixodida; Ixodidae. The record is from RefSeq and is a predicted model, not a curated record.